This is a messenger RNA of Asterias rubens (European starfish), 3159 nucleotides long. RefSeq names its product CCR4-NOT transcription complex subunit 11-like. Lineage: Eukaryota; Metazoa; Echinodermata; Asteroidea; Forcipulatida; Asteriidae. Bases 6 to 1367 code for a protein of 453 amino acids. Gene Ontology annotation, cellular component: CCR4-NOT complex. The record is from RefSeq and is a predicted model, not a curated record. Gene Ontology annotation, biological process: mRNA catabolic process; negative regulation of translation. The transcript has 11 exons.
UCAAGAUGGCGCUGUCCGCGAAGGAACUUGCGAGUCUUUUGAACUUGCUGGCAGAAGAGUUGGUCAGCAACAAUUCCUUUGAGAUUUUAGCAACCAACUUCCACCAUGCGUUCAAGACACAGGAUCAUUACAAAGUUGGAUCGGCUCUCGUUCUCUUGUUACAGAAUCCAGACUUGUUACCGUCCCCAGCCCAGCGCUUAGUAGCUCUGUUCUAUCUGUGGGAGAUGCAUCGCAGUGACCCCAUAGGAAACAAUCCUUUUGCACCCGUAUUCUCACAUCUACUGGCUAACCCCGAAGAUGACACGGCGAAUAAUCUGGUCCGAAUGCCACCGAUCGGUAAAGCAGAGCGGUACUUCUUGUCUCAGCUCGUAUCGUCGACAGGGAGUCCACAAAGAGAGGUAAUUAGACAGCUCUUUAAGAAGGUCCCUCGUCAGAUCGUCGUGAUGGACCCAGGACCAAAUCCGCCCCCGAUUGACCUCAGCGGUCUACAGGUAGCACUGGCCGAGAGACAAUCGGAGUUGCCCCUCCAGAGUCGAGCUGGUCUCUCUUGCAUCAUGAGUGACCCUGACCCAGAUGUAGGGUCUGCCUACGAUCCUGAGAUGGCCUCUAGUGUGAUGGAGAAUCUGAUGUGUGGAGUGAAGCCACCGAUGGAAGCAUGCUUCAGACCAGAGCUCAUCAGGUUACCGCCGCCGCUUCAUGUCUGUGAGGAUGAGCUUGUCUGGCUCAGCCCAAUCUCGGCGGACUACAACCUCGCAUGGGACGCAACGAUGUGUGUAAAUAACAGCGCAGGGAUUGAGGUCAAACGACUGAUGACCAAAGCUUUUAAGGAUACCCUAAUGCUACCCCAACAGCAACAGCUACUGAGUGAAUUGGAGAAAGACCCUAAACUAGUCUAUCAUAUCGGACUCACACCUCUUAAGCUCCCAGGCCUCGUUGAGCACAACCCGAUCGUCGCAAUUGAAGUCCUCCUGCGUCUGAUCCAAUCCAACCAGAUCACUGAGUACUUCUCGGUCUUAGUCAACAUGGAAAUGUCUCUCCAUUCAAUGGAAGUCGUCAACAGACUCACAACGGCUGUUGAACUACCCCAGGAGUUUGUGCAUCUCUACAUCUCAAAUUGCAUCACAACUUGCGAAACCAUUAAGGAUAAAUACAUGCAGAAUAGACUCGUUCGAUUGGUGUGUGUCUUCCUACAGUCACUCAUCAGAAAUAAGAUCAUAAAUGUAAAGGAUUUGUUUAUAGAGAUGCAAGCUUUCUGUAUUGAGUUCAGUCACAUCCGAGAAGCAGCUGGACUGUUCCGUCUCCUGAAGACGUUAGACAGUGAACAACAACAGACACAACCACAGCCGCAACAAAAUCAUAAGAAAUAGACAAGAUUGACUUUGACUUUCUUUUUAGCCAAUGGUUUGGUGUCAAGUCCGAGCAGUCUAGAGACUCAAGUUCUGUUUGAGUUUAAAUCCUGGCGUUGUCAGUUGCCGCACUUGUGUUAUUGAGCAAGGUAAUUGUACAUAACUGCUCCUCCCCACCCAGGAGUACAAAUAGGCAGUGGCGUGAGCAGCAACAUAUUUAAUUUUGACUUCUGCCAAUGGUAAGCCAAUGUUGUGGAUGAGCGGUCUAGGGACUCCUGUUCUGUAAUUAAAAGAAUGGAGGUUCGAAUCCACCCGGUCAGUCGCGACACAAGUAUCGACUUUGGUUUAUUAGUCUUAGCCAAUGGUUAGGUGUCGUGGCGAACCGAUCUAAGGUCUGAAGUUCUGUUUGGGUUUGAAUCCUGGCCUUGCCAGUUGUGACUGCGUGUCCUUGACCAAGGCACUGUAUGCUUGGUGCGUCUUUCCACCCAGGAGUACAUAUAGGUACCGACGAGAGCAGCAGCAGACCCAAAUAGUCGCAACAAAAUCAUAAAAAAUAGUCAGUACUGACUUUGAAUUACUUAGUCUUAGCCAAUGAUGGGAUGUCGUGGCCAAGUGGACUAGGGCGAUGGACUCAAGUUCUGUAAUUUAUAGGAUGGGGUUCAAAUCCUGGCAUUGUCAGUUGCAACACUUUUGUUCUUGAGCAAAGCACUGUAUGGUAAUUGCUUCUCUCCACCCAGGAAUACAAAUGGUUACCAGUCAGAGCGGGGGAGUAACCUGGGAUGGCCAGUCCAUCCUGUCAUGGGGGAGUAGAACUAUUCUCAGUCGUGACCCAGUGAUGAAAAUGUGUGAGAUAUAGGUUCGAUUCCUGGUGUGGUCAGACACAAGCACUUUUUCAUAAUUGCUUCUAUCAACCCAGGAGUAGAAAUGGCUACCGGCUCGAGCUGGGGAGUAACCAGCACUGGACGGCAUACUGUCCAGGGGGAAAAGAGAAAAGAAACAUUCAAAAUACCUCAGACAGUUUCGCUGUUCCUAUUGGUGGAGAGCGCGUCACGUGGGUGUAUAUAAACCUUUGUUUAUGACCAGUAAAAAGUGUUGAAACAUGGGCAUGACGCGCGAGCUUGCACCCACGCUUAUAAGACAGUUUCUUCAUUCCUAUUGGUCGAGAGCAACGGCCGAGACAGUUGUGCCACAUCACACAAUACGCGCACAGCAUUCCCUUAUAAGGAGCUGUUUACCCGAGGGCGACGGAGGGCCUUACUUUUUCAUAGUUGAAAGAAAUCAUUGAACAAUUAAAAUGUUUGCAUUUAUUUUAAUUUUUGACCAAAAGUGUUGAUAGAAUGGUUCCCAAAUCCGUGCUUAGUGUACAGACAUAUGGACACACGUGUGAGAACUACGAAGAAUAGAUCCCAGACGCAUGUCCGUAUAUCUGUACAUGAAGCGCGGAUUGGGUAUCUUUUCUUUCCAGGACAAACGUGUGCAGAUAGUUCUACACGUUUGUCCUGGGAAAAAAAAAUACGCGCACGGUCGGGGGACAAUCGGCAUAUUGGCAUUAGCGGUAAAAGAGCGGUAGUUGAGAAAAUUCACACUCAAAAUUCACUUGAUUUUUACUCAAAAUCUGUGAUACCUAUCUGAACGAUUCCAAGUGUAGUGCUAUCUGCAACUUCUGAAGCAUUAGAUCGGUAAGUUUCAUGAUGCAGAACUUUGCAGAUGGUUCUUCAAGGAAGCGAAAGGUUUUGAUAUCAGUGGUGCUGGGGCCAAGAAUACGGAGUGGAUUGGACUGAUUUAUGGGGCUAGGCAAACCCAUGCCCUAUGA